AGCAAGUCAUAAGUUUUAUUACCUCGAAGUCCUCCGUAUACCCUGGGCGUAAGCUACCGGCGCUGACCUCACCUCAUUCUCAUACGCUCCAACACACGCACUCACAAUAGGAAGGAGGAACCUAUUUUUCUUUAUUCUCACCAUGAUGGAGCUCAAAGUAAAGUGGGGCAAGGAGAUCCUGAUCGUGGAGGUCGACCUGAGCAGCACCAUCGCGGCGCUUAAGGAGGCCUUGAAGGACAAGACGGGCGUGCCGGUGGAGAAGCAGAAGCUGAUGGGGCUGAAGCCGUCCAUGAACAAGGACGACGCAACGCUGAGCGAGGCCGGUCUCGCUGCGGGUAAGACGAUCAUGUUGAUCGGCUCGACGGAGAGCGCGGCGGCCGUGCCGACGGUGCAGGCGGCGGUGGUGGACGCGAAUGAGGCCGGCGGCUACACGGCCAGCACUGCCACCUCCAACGGGCUGAGGAACAUCGCCAACACGUGCUACCUCAACUCCGCUCUGCAGAUGCUGCGCAGCAUCCCGGAAAUCCGCGAGACCCUAGCCUCCCACCGUGGCGACAACGUGCUGCUGCGCCAGCUCGGCUCGCUCCUGCAGUCCCUGGAAGCAGCCAAAGAGGCCGUUGUCCCUUUGCAGUUGUGGACGACGCUCGUGCAGACCAACCCCACCUUUGGCGAGCGCGACGAGCACGGUGGUUUCAUGCAGCAGGACGCGCAGGAGGUAUUGAACCUGCUCCUGCAGGCGAUCAGCGCCGUGCUGCCACCGAAGUACGCCCACCUGUUCUCCGGCACGCUUCAUCAAACGCUCACCUGCACCGACGACACGGCGGACAAGGGCAAAGAAUCGGAGGUGCCCUUCACGAUGCUGUCGUGCAACAUCACGGGCGAGGUGCAGACGCUGGAGGCCGGCCUAGAGCGCGCCUUCGACGAGCACUUCACCGCCCCCAACGCUGCCCUGCAGAACGACGAGGCGAAGUUCACGCGCCUCAGUCAGCUCAGCCAGCUGCCGGAGUACGUCUUUGUGCACAUGGUGCGCUUCUCGUGGCGCAACGACAUCCAAAAGAAGGCGAAGAUCCUCAAGCCCAUCAGCUUUCCGAUUAUCCUCGACACCUCGCUCGUCGAAACGGAGGCGCUCAAGGCGGCGCAGCAGCCCCAGCGGGAGGUGAUCCGUGAGCGCCGCGACCGCGAGCUGGAGAAGCGCCGCCGUCCUCGCACUGAAAGGAACGAGCCACCUGCGCAGGCGGAAAAGGCAGAGGAAGAGAAGGUGCCGUUGACGCUGCAGAACGAGAGCGGCUACUACGAGCUGUGCGGCGUCAUCUCCCAUAAGGGCCGCAGCGCGGAUGGUGGGCACUACGUCUACUGGGGAAAGAAGGCGAAGACGUGGUUGAUCUACGAUGACGAGCAUGUCGCCGCCGUGUCGGAGGAGGACGUGAAGCGACUGCGCGGUGUGGGUGAGGCGCACAUCGCCUACGUGCUGCUGUACCGCAGCCGCGACCCCGUCACGCACACACCGGUGAUUCCACUGUAA
Leptomonas pyrrhocoris is the source of this 1522-nucleotide messenger RNA. Its product is annotated as putative ubiquitin hydrolase. Gene Ontology annotation, molecular function: proteasome binding; cysteine-type deubiquitinase activity; protein binding. NCBI's taxonomy places the organism in Eukaryota, Euglenozoa, Kinetoplastea, Trypanosomatida, Trypanosomatidae. The transcript has a single exon. Gene Ontology annotation, biological process: proteasome-mediated ubiquitin-dependent protein catabolic process; regulation of proteasomal protein catabolic process; protein deubiquitination. Bases 143 to 1522 code for a protein of 459 amino acids. The record is from RefSeq and is a predicted model, not a curated record.